Lichtheimia ornata is the source of this 738-nucleotide messenger RNA. RefSeq lists its product as uncharacterized. Lineage: Eukaryota; Fungi; Mucoromycota; Mucoromycetes; Mucorales; Lichtheimiaceae. The transcript has 4 exons. The record is from RefSeq and is a predicted model, not a curated record. Gene Ontology annotation, biological process: L-cysteine catabolic process. Gene Ontology annotation, molecular function: ferrous iron binding; cysteine dioxygenase activity. Bases 1 to 738 code for a protein of 245 amino acids.
AUGGCUCCUCUUGUUCCCCAACAACAACAUGAAGUUCAUGAAGACUUCACCUUGUCUACCUUGAUCCAAAAGAUCCAUACUGUGCUUGGUCCUGAUGGUGGUCUUGACUCUGAGCAUAUUGAUCCCAACGAAAUCAUCCACUUGAUGGAGCAAUACAGUUCCAAUGCCAAGGAUUGGUCCCAAUACACUAUCUUUGAUCACUCUCGUGCCUAUACUCGUAAUUUGAUCGAUGAUGGCAAUGGCAAGUUUAAUCUCAUGAUCUUGGCAUGGAGCAAAGGACAGCAGAGUCCAAUCCAUAAUCACGCUGGGUCGCAUUGCAUCAUGAAAGUAUUGGAUGGUGAGCUGAGCGAAACCCAAUACGCUUGGCCAAAGCCGUCGUCGUCGUCCCCCAAACAAGAUUCAUCAGCGUUGUCGGAAGCCGAUUCGUCAGAUAUCACUGAUGCUGUGGUGACACAUGCUGAUGGUGAUGAGAAAAGACCUGAUGGAAAACAGAUGAAAGUCAUCAACCUCACACGUCUUUGCCCGAAUGAAGUGACCUAUAUUCAUGACAAGAUUGGCUUGCACCGUAUUGCUAACCCUGACCCGGAACAUGGUGCAGUAUCGCUUCAUCUGUAUACCCCUCCUUAUCAGGUGUGCAAGACCUUUGAGGAAGAUAGUGGUCGUGCCCGUCAAGGCGGCAAGUGCACCUUUUACUCUGUAAGGGGUAAACGUUGCAGCAAUAAGGAUUCACAAUUGUAA